Molecule: messenger RNA, 1646 nt
Organism: Cynoglossus semilaevis (tongue sole)
Lineage: Eukaryota; Metazoa; Chordata; Actinopteri; Pleuronectiformes; Cynoglossidae
Product: potassium channel subfamily K member 18
Exons: 2
Coding region: 298-699 (133 amino acids)
Biological process (GO): stabilization of membrane potential; potassium ion transmembrane transport
Cellular component (GO): plasma membrane
Molecular function (GO): potassium ion leak channel activity; outward rectifier potassium channel activity
Source: RefSeq, a predicted model, not a curated record
UAGACGGAUAGAUGGAUGGAUAGAUCCAUACAUAGUAUACAUGCAUAUAUUGAUCCCAGGCAGUAAAAUUACAGUACAUGCUCAUUGACAGAACACACAAGUGUGUCAGGCUAAGAAGACAGAGAGCAGAACGACAGGCUGUUGAGUCAAUAAAGGACAUCCCCAGAGGCCUCAUCCCAGAGCUUGUAGCCUGCCUAUGGAUGAUGAGUUGCGUUUACUGCCUCAGUCACGCACGCACACACACACGCAGGGAGCACUUCCACUCAGGCUGACGCGCUGCAAGGACGGCUGUUGAAGAUGAGGAGGAUGUCGGUAGCAGUAAAGAAAGGAAUAAACCCUAAAGCGGAGUCUAGGAAGUGCGCAGCGCGCUUUUGGCGGCUCUUCCCUCACCUUCUGUUGUGUCUGUCACUGGUUGCCUACGCUGCGCUCGGCGCGCUCCUGUUCCAGCGUAUCGAGGGUGGGAGCGACUCCAGCACCGAGCAGGAGUACGAUGAGUUCCUGGGUCAGAUUGUCAGCACUGUGCAGAACCUCACCGAUAAUUCCUCCAUCUCCCAUCAAUACAUCGUCAAGCAAGUAGCCCUAAAGAUGCGACAUGGCUUCAAGUCGAUAUGGCUCCAGAGACCUGACAGAUGGGACUUCUUUGGCUCCAUGUUCUUCUGCUGCACUGUGUUCACCACAGUCGGUAAGUCAGCGCGAUAAUCUCGCAGGAUAAAACGAAACAACUUACGAAAUGAAACGCUAAAGAGGUAAAUUACAAACACAUAUACUUGAUGACAAUUGUCUAGCAUUGCAGCAUUCAAGUAAGUCAUUUUUUUCAAGCUUCUUCAAGGACUCAUUAGCAUCAUUCUUAUACUACAUGUAAGUAGAAAUGUUUAUUUAAAUGUUUAUAUUUUAUUUAUAUUUCCCAAAGUAUUCAACCAAAUGAUGGUACAUUUUGGCAAAACAACUCCGUCCAUUUCAAUUUUGUGGUUACCAGCUAAUUAUUAUGAAUACAAUUGAUUGAAGAUCGGAGCAUUAAGCAAUGUUUACCAAAUGUGUGUUGGGUCCAGCAAAAUAGCGAGCGUCGCAAAUGUUGUCAAAUAAAGGAGACAGGGUCUCAAAGAUGAAAUCGUCUGUCUUAACAAUGCUGAAUCGAUGUUAUGAAGCAACUGCUGCACAAAAACUGUACAGAAUAGCUCAUUACAGAAGCGUUUUUUUUUUUAUGCUCCUCAUCUUGGAGUAAAGAUAAACGUACUGUUUUAUUAGAAAUUAGUCAGAGAGCGGAAAAGUCCUGGGUUUGAGUCCUUUAUGGACCACAUAUACAGCCUAAUGCCUGUGAGUUGCAACCACAUACUUUAAUGGCACAUCCUGUGGUAGACCGUGUGGGUUGCGAAGACUUACGCUUGUCACAUACCAUAUAUAGGACUUGACAUUUUCAUUUAUCAGCCACCUCUGAGUAGGGAUUAAGGCAAAAUGCCAAUUACAGUUAUUUUAAUUCAUAUUGAAAUCAUGAUUAUUCAAAAAGGGCCACACGGUGGGAAAUGUUGGUAGAACACAUGACAUAUAUAAGUCACUGCAAAGUAUAAGUCGCACUAACCAGCUAGAGUGCCCUCUAGUGCUGCCAGUAUAUGGCCCCAUAUACUGGCAGGAUUUGUAGUAUUAGUGGU